This is a messenger RNA of Gasterosteus aculeatus aculeatus (three-spined stickleback), 2007 nucleotides long. It is a transcript of the gene dph1, whose product is annotated as diphthamide biosynthesis 1. Gene Ontology annotation, biological process: protein histidyl modification to diphthamide. Gene Ontology annotation, molecular function: 2-(3-amino-3-carboxypropyl)histidine synthase activity. The record is from RefSeq and is a predicted model, not a curated record. NCBI's taxonomy places the organism in Eukaryota, Metazoa, Chordata, Actinopteri, Perciformes, Gasterosteidae.
UACUUCUGCCUUUGCCUUCCUCACAUGUUUUAUGUUUGCGAGUAAGAAACAUGGCCGCGCCUGCUGCUGAAGUCCAGAUUGUUCCUUCAAAUAAGCCCACAGUCCGAGGACCACGGCGGGUAGCCAAUCAAAUUCCACAUGAAAUCCUGCAAGACACUGAGUUGCAGGAGGCCAUCAAAGCCCUGCCUGCAAAUUACAACUUUGAGAUCCACAAGACGAUUUGGAGAGUGAGACAAGCAAAAUCUACAAGGGUGGCUCUGCAGCUUCCAGAGGGCCUCCAGAUGUUUGCCUGUGUCAUCGCUGACAUUAUUGAAAGGUUCACGGACGCAGACACCAUCGUGAUGGGGGACGUGACGUACGGCGCCUGCUGCGUCGACGACUUCACUGCUCGUGCCCUUGGUGCUGACUUCAUGGUGCACUACGGCCAUAGCUGCCUCAUCCCCAUAGACUCCACGGCAGGAAUUAAGAUGCUGUAUGUGUUUGUGGAUAUACAGAUGGACAACGCACACUUCCUGGACACGGUCAGGUUCAACUUCCCUCCUGCACAAUCCCUGGCACUCGUCAGCACUAUUCAGUUCGUGGCAGCGCUGCAGGCUGUGAGUGCAGCCCUCAAACCAGAGUAUGACGUGCUGGUACCACAGUGUCGGCCUCUUUCGCCAGGAGAAAUCCUGGGCUGCACCUCACCUCGCUUGGACCGCCAUGUAAAUGCCGUAAUUUAUCUGGGAGAUGGAAGAUUUCACCUCGAGUCAAUCAUGAUCGCAAACCCAGAAAUCCCGGCUUACAGAUACGACCCCUAUAGUAAGGUGUUCUCCAGGGAGUACUAUGACCAUGAAGCCAUGCGGGCCUUGAGGCUGCAGGCGAUUGACGAGGCUCGAUCGGCCCAGAGAUGGGGCCUGAUUAUGGGCACACUGGGCCGUCAGGGGAGUCCCAAAGUCAUGGAGCACCUGGAGGCGAGGCUCCAUUCGUUGGGAAAGUCCUUCACUCGAGUGCUACUGUCUGAGAUUUUUCCAGGCAAAUUGGAUUUGAUACAUGAUGUAGAUGCGUGGAUCCAGAUCGCUUGUCCACGCCUUUCUAUCGAUUGGGGAACAGCCUUCUCUAAGCCGCUGCUGUCUCCAUAUGAGGCGGCUGUAGCUCUACAGGAGGUUGGGUGGAAGGAAGUCUACCCCAUGGACUUCUACUCCAAUCAGAGCCUGGGGCCGUGGGCGCCCAACCACCCUGAAAACCAACCUGUGCGGCCCACUCGCAGACAGACUCAGAAACUAGGAUCGGAGCCUGCCCUUCCUACCAGGCAGUGUGAGCAGAACCAGUGCACCUCCUGUGGCUGUCAAGGGGAAUGAUAUAUCAAGUCCAGCUCAGUGCUUGAGUUGCCUCGUGCCUGCCAGUGCUUCUGCCUCUGCUAAUGGCUGGAGGGGGUCAGGCCACAGUGGGUAUUUGUCCAGACAGUCUACCAGCGAGUAGAAAUAAAGCCAAAGCAGCCACUCCUCAAACGGAUUACCAGCAAAUACAUUUAAUCCCUCGUUUUACAGAACAGCAGAUCAAAACAAAUUAAUUUCUCGUAUUCACGUUUCAUGCAUGGGCUCGGAGCUCAGAAUGCGAGCGACUGAGAGAAUAGCCUUUGAGUUUGAGGUCACGCAUGUCCAUGUCAGUCACUCCCCCCUUGAAUGAGCUGCUCUCUGCUGUGUGCUACGACGGAAAUUCCUCCUGCACAGAAACAUUCGGCCAUUUGUGCAAUGCACAUGCAGUUAUUGUGAUGGAGAGAAAAUAUGAGGCGACCUUGAGGAUGUUGAAUGGAAUCUAGUCAAAUGCAGCUCACUCGUCGUUGGAUAAAGUAGCGUAUGUUUCCCUUCAUGCUUCCAGUCAUAAAUAUGGGCUUUCAUGCACUUUAGUUGGGUGUACAGUAUAUAACUUUGCUCAGGAGUAUUCUACUAAAAUGCAGAUGUACCCUUGUUUCUCCAUUCUGCUUUUGUAGUCAAACUCUGAAAACAAUAAAUUCAAAAUGGAACCUUG